Pelobates cultripes (western spadefoot toad) is the source of this 237-nucleotide messenger RNA. The record is from the annotation of a GenBank genome assembly. Lineage: Eukaryota; Metazoa; Chordata; Amphibia; Anura; Pelobatidae.
AUGUCUAAUGUACCUGACCAUGGGGUCCCCACCACGGAUUCUGAGGAUAAAGAGAGUUGGACCAGAUCCCGAUCCGCCCAGAUAGCUCGACCCUCACUGGCGGUAGUAAGCAUCAGGGUCCAAUGGUGCAAACACAUCACGCCAGAAAGUGGAGCAUGCCAAUCUGGGAUCUUGAAUGUUGCUGCGUCCAGUAGCCUUGAAAAAGGCUGUGGUAAUCUUAAAGAGAUAGCACUCUAA